UCCCCAUCCCACMCCCCUCGUUUCCGCCCUCACCCUGGAGUGGCUGGUGGGAACUUGAAGGGACUGGAAAAGACGCAAGAAAGCAAGAAAGCCGGAGGAAGAGGUGUGGUGAAAGUGAAAACAGGCUGCCAAACCAGGGGACUCUCUCCAAUUUAAGAAGGAAGUCAGCUGACGUUAGUUAAAUUUAACAUCCCUCUUAUGUGUAACAUUUGACUUCGGAAACAAAAAAAAAAUGAACUUUGCAGAGGAAGAGGGCUCUAAGAGAUACUGCAUUCAAACCAAACAUGUGGUUAUUAUCUGUGCGGUGGUGGUGGCUGUGGGGUUAAUAGUGGGACUCUCCGUGGGCUUGACCCGAUCGUGUGACUCCACCGACGGCACAGCUCCCACAACUCCGGCGCCAUCCCACCUUCCUCCCCGGACUAGCCCUUCGGCCCUUCCUCCCACGGCCAGACCUUCAGAGCCCCCUCCCCAGGGCCCCAGCGCCUGUCCUGCCAGCGAAGAUGCAAGUGGAGAUUGGAAACAUUUCAGACUGCCGGCCACCGUCAACCCCGUGCACUACGACCUGGAGGUGAAGCCCCUGAUGGAGCAGGACACGUACACSGGCAGAGUGACCAUCUCCAUCAACGUGAGCGCACGCACGCCUCACCUGUGGCUGCACCUGCGGGACACCUGGAUCACCCGGCUCCCCGAGCUCAGGAAGCCCUCGGGGGAGCAGGUGAAGCUCAGGAGGUGCUUCGAGUAUAAAAAGCAAGAGUAUGUGGUGGUGGAGGCCGAAGAAGAGCUGGCCCCCGUCGGUGACAAAGGUCUCUACCUCCUGACCWUGGAGUUCGCUGGCUGGCUGAACGGCUCCCUGGUGGGGUUUUACAGAACCACCUACGUGGAGAACGGGCAAGUCAAGAGCAUAGCGGCCACGGACCAUGAACCAACAGAUGCUAGGAAAUCCUUCCCAUGUUUCGAUGAGCCCAACAAAAAGGCAACUUACAACAUAUCCAUCAUCCACCCCAAAGACUAUCAUGCACUUUCAAAUAUGCCCGUGGAGAUAACAGAGUCAGUGGAUGACCAAUGGAUGCGAACAACUUUUCAGAAGUCUGUUCCCAUGAGCACUUACCUGGUGUGCUUUGCUGUACAUCAAUUUGUCUCCAUAACGAAAAUGUCAGAAAGUGGAAAACCCCUCACUAUUUAUGUCCAGCCAGAGCAAAAACACACAGCUGAGUAUGCUGCAAACAUAACUAAAAUUAUAUUUGAUUAUUUUGAAGACUACUUUGCUAUCAAUUAUUCUCUUCCUAAAUUAGAUAAAAUCGCUAUUCCAGACUUCGGUACUGGUGCCAUGGAGAACUGGGGACUUGUCACUUACAGAGAAACAAACCUGCUUUAUGACCCUCAGGAAUCAGCCUCAUCCAACAAACAGAGGGUGGCCACUGUGAUUUCCCACGAACUUGUGCAUCAGUGGUUUGGAAAUAUUGUAACCAUGGACUGGUGGGAAGACUUGUGGCUGAAUGAAGGAUUUGCUUCUUUCUUUGAAUUCCUGGGAGUAGACUAUGCAGAAAAAGAGUGGCAAAUGCGUGACCAGAUAUUACUUGAAGAUGUAUUACCUGUACAAGAGGAAGAUUCUUUAAUGUCUUCACACCCAAUAGUCGUCACCGUGUCAACCCCUGAUGAAAUAACAUCUGUUUUUGAUGGAAUAUCCUAUAGCAAGGGAGCUUCUAUUCUUAGAAUGCUUGAAGACUGGAUAACACCAGAUAAAUUUCGAAGAGGAUGUCAGAUUUACUUGGAAAGAUUCCACUUCAGGAAUGCAAAGACUUCAGAUUUUUGGGAAGCACUGGAAGAGGCAAGUGAGAAGCCGGUGAGAGAAGUAAUGGACACCUGGACUAGACAGAUGGGUUAUCCUGUGCUAAAUGUGAAUAAAACAGGUGUCACACAGAAGCGUUUUCUGCUGGACUCAAGAGCUGAUCCUUCCCAGCCACCUUCAGAUUUUGGUUACACAUGGAAUAUUCCAAUUAAAUUUACUGAAAAUGAUACAACACAUAGUGCCUUCUACAAUAGGUCAGAAAAAGAAGAACAUCUUCAGCUCUCCGCUCGGAGCACAGAUGACGAACAUGUCCUGAGUGUACUGAAUGGAGCUCAACUGCUGGGUUAUGAUGUGGCUCUGAACUUGACCCGCUAUCUCAAAAUGGAAGAGAACUUUUUACCAUGGCAGAGAGCCAUUUCAGCUGUAACUUACAUCAUUAGCAUGUUUGAAGAUGAUAAAGAGCUAUACCCCAUGAUAGAGAAAUACUUCCAAGAUCAAGUGAAGCCCAUUGCAGAUUCUCUGGGAUGGGAUGAUACUGGCGACCACCUUACAAAGUUACUCCGUGCCUCUGUGUUAGGGUUUGCCUGCAAGAUGGGAGACCCAAAGGCCUUGAAUAAUGCUUCCCAGUUAUUUGAGAACUGGAUAAGGACAGGCAAGAGCAUUCCUGUMAAUCUCCGGCUUUUGGGUUAUCGGUAUGGAAUGCAGAACUCUGGAAAUGAAGCUUCAUGGAACUAUACUCUAGARCAAUACCAGAAAACUUCAUUAGCUCAAGAAAAAGAAAAACUGCUCUAUGGAUUAGCAUCAGUGAAAAAUGUUACUCUUUUGGCAAGGUAUUUGGAUUUGCUCAAGGACCCAGACCUUAUUAAAACUCAGGAUGUGUUUACAGUCAUUCGAUAUAUCUCCUAUAAUAGCUAUGGGAAGAGCAUGGCGUGGAAUUGGAUACAGCUCAACUGGGAGUACCUAGUCAACAGAUUUACACUCAAUGACAGAAACCUUGGCCGGAUUGUCACUAUAGCAGAGCCAUUCAACACUGAAGUACAACUCUGGCAGAUGCAGAGCUUUUUUGAAAGAUAUCCAGAAGCUGGAGCAGGAGAAAAACCUAGGGAACAAGUGGUGGAAACAGUGAAAAACAAUAUUGAGUGGCUAAAACAAAAUAGAGAGACCAUAAAAGAAUGGUUUUUUAACUUAUCAAAUAACAGUUAAUAUGUUCAAAUGUCAUAUUUUUUUAAUUUGUGAAGUUGUUGUUUUUCCUAUUAAGCAUUUGAUGGUCUAAAUUUAGAAGCACUAAGGAGAGAGCCUUAUGAAUGGAUACUGAUUUUGCUAAGUACUGUGUUGACGUCUUGCAAAGCUUUUAAAUUGUUCCUCUUUGUUUAUGAAGGAAGAUACUAAUAGAGUAUUUAAUAUACUCAGGGAUUUCUUCUAAGUGUACUUCAUAGGAGAUUCUUUACAAACUGAAGAGAAUUUAAUAGUCAUUUUAAUGUCUUUAAAUAUCAUUCUUUGUAUCUUAAAUCUGUGAAAAUAGAACAAUUUGGUCUUAGCUUUACAUUUUUAGUACCAAAGAAACACCACUUAAUCUUCUCUCUUGAUUGAUUUUUAAAGUUUAAAUACCAGUACUUGAGGGACAUAUUACCAUCUUAAUCUUUAUUUUAUUAUUCAGAGUUACACAGACCUAAUAUCAUUUUAUUCACAUAUGUCUUACUACUUUAAAUCCUACCAAAGUAACCUGGGCUUAAGUUUUGCUCGAGGAUUGCAUGAAUUAGCCAAAGAAAUGGCUGAAUGUUGCCAUUGCUCUUAUAAAA
This is a messenger RNA of Urocitellus parryii (Arctic ground squirrel), 3588 nucleotides long. NCBI's taxonomy places the organism in Eukaryota, Metazoa, Chordata, Mammalia, Rodentia, Sciuridae. The record is from RefSeq and is a predicted model, not a curated record.